Molecule: messenger RNA, 8394 nt
Organism: Cyprinodon tularosa
Lineage: Eukaryota; Metazoa; Chordata; Actinopteri; Cyprinodontiformes; Cyprinodontidae
Gene: map3k15
Product: mitogen-activated protein kinase kinase kinase 15
Exons: 29
Coding region: 352-4326 (1324 amino acids)
Biological process (GO): protein phosphorylation; MAPK cascade; cellular response to stress
Molecular function (GO): MAP kinase kinase kinase activity; ATP binding
Source: RefSeq, a predicted model, not a curated record
CAUUUCAGAGUUGGCAAGCAGCCCUCUGACAGCAGCCUCCCACUCUGGGAACCUUAAACCGGAUAAACCUGCCCGCCAAGAUAACAAUUAAACUUCUGCAUGAGUUAAUCAGACUCCCCCCUUUACUCUUUCUCAUCUGGUCGGAUCCAGUCUGCUCGAAGCGGGCGUCCUGGUGCGAAAUAAUCGGUGUGAUUUAAUGAGGCGGAGAUGCAAGAGGACAACCCCAGAGCCGCUCCUCCGCAGCCAGGACAGGUGCCCCACUGGUGAGCCUGCAGAGGACGGGACAGAGCGGCUCAGAGAGGGCGGAGAGGAGAGGAAGUAAACAGCAGGGUCACUUCCCAGCGUUGCGCCAUGGAUCAGGGGCAGAGCGCAGAUAUGGUGGGGGAGCACUCAGCCGGGAUGUGCGCGUCGGAGCGCGGGGAGGUGUCCAGUCCCAGUCCGCCGGCCAAGCAGCGCUCCCUGCGGGUGGUUUACGUCCUGAACGACGGCUUGAAGUCGGUGAUGGCGAGCAGCCCGGAGUCCGGAGCGCUGCAGUGUCUGCAGAGAGCCUGCGACGCAGAGAGCGCGCUGCUCACCACCGUCACCUUCGGACGCCUGGACUUUGGAGAGACUGCGGUUCUGGACAGCUUCUAUGAUGCAGACAUUGCUGUCGUGGACAUGAGCGACGUGUUUCGGCAGCCCUCGCUGUUUUACCACCUGGGCGUGAGAGAGAGCUUUGACAUGGCUAACAACGUCAUCCUGUACCACGACACAGACCCAGACACUGCUCAGUCAUUGAAGGACAUGGUUGCACAGAAAAACACAGCUUCCAGUGGUAAUUACUACUUCAUCCCCUACAUUGUGACUCCUAACCAUGAGUAUAUGUGCUGUGAGAGCGACGCACAGCGCAGGGCCAGUGAGUACAUGCAGCCCAGCUGGGACAACUUGUUGGGGCCGCUGUGCGUCCCUUUGACAGACCGCUUCACCAACCUCCUGAAGGACAUCCAUGUUACCUCAUGUGCAUCUUUUAAGGACACUUUGCUGAAUGACAUAAGGAAGGCCAGGGAGAAAUAUCAGGGAGAGGAGCUGGCUAAGGAGUUGGCCCGUAUUAAACUCAGGAUGGACAACACAGAGGUCCUAACGCAGGAUAUCGUCAUGAACCUGCUGUUUUCCUACAGAGACAUUCAGGAUUAUGAUGCUAUGGUUAAGCUUGUGGAGACUCUAGAGACUCUGCCUACUUGUGAUCUGGCUACCCAGCCCAUGAUCCAGUUUCACUACGCCUUUGCUCUCAACAGGAGGAACAGUCCUGGAGACCGGGAGCAGGCUCUCAGGGUGAUGCUCCAGGUGCUACAGACCAGUGAACAUCCUGCUCCUGACAUGUUUUGCCUCUGUGGACGGAUCUAUAAGGACAUCUUCCUUGAUUCAGACUGCAAGGACACAGUAAAUAGAGAUAAAGCCAUACAAUGGUAUAGAAAGGGCUUUGAACUGCAGCCGACUCUCUACUCUGGCAUUAAUCUAGCGGUCCUCCUCAUAGUUGCUGGUCAGCAGUUUGAGAGCUCCAUUGAACUGAGGAAAAUAGGUGUGAGGUUGAACAGUCUGCUGGGCCGGAAAGGUUCUCUGGAGAAAAUGAACAAUUACUGGGAUGUGGGCCAGUUCUUCACCGUUAGCAUGCUAGCUAGUGAUAUUCCUAAAGCUACUCAAGCUGCUGAGAAGCUGUUCAAACUGAAGCCACCGCUAUGGUAUUUGCGGUCAGUGGUGCAGAACCUCCAGCUAAUCCAGAGAUUUAAAAAGCAGGUGGUGGAGCAUUCUCCCCAAAGAGAAAGGCUCGACUUUUGGAUGGACAUCAUUGUGGAGGCCACACAAGGCACCACCAAGAGACUUCGAUUUCCAGUUUUGAUUCUGGAGCCAACAAAAAUUUACCAGCCUUCUUAUGUGUCUAUAAACAAUGAAGCUGAAGAAAAGCAUGUUUCCAUCUGGCAUGUUUCUCCUGCUGAAAGUAAGGGAAUCCAUGAGUGGAACUUCACUGCAAUCUCCAUUAAAGGCAUUAGUAUUAGCAAGUUUGAUGAACGUUGCUGCUUUCUCUAUGUCCAUGACAACUCUGACGACUUCCAGAUCUAUUUCUCUACUGAGGAGCAGUGCGGUCGGUUCUGCUCCUUGGUGAAGGAGAUGAUAUCUGAUGGUACAGGGAAUGCUGUGGAGCUGGAGGGAGAGGGUGAUGGAGACACGCUGGAGUAUGAGUAUGACACUGAUGAAAACGGAGACAGGGUGGUGCUGGGCCGAGGCACUUAUGGAGUGGUGUAUGCUGGCAGGGACCUGAGCAACCAGGUUCGAAUCGCCAUCAAAGAGAUCCCUGAAAAGGACAGCAGGUACUCACAGCCUCUUCAUGAAGAAAUUGCCCUGCACAAGUAUCUAAAGCACAGGAACAUUGUUCAGUAUUUGGGUUCGGUUUCUGAGAAUGGAUACAUCAAGAUCUUCAUGGAGCAGGUGCCUGGAGGAAGCCUAUCUGCAUUACUGCGGUCAAAAUGGGGUCCUUUGAAGGAGGCGACAAUAAUCUUCUACACCAGACAGAUCCUGGAGGGGCUGCGAUACCUGCAUGAGAACCAGAUUGUCCACAGAGAUAUCAAGGGUGACAAUGUGUUGGUAAACACCUACAGUGGCGUCUUGAAGAUCUCUGACUUUGGGACAUCAAAAAGGUUGGCUGGAGUCAAUCCCUGCACAGAAACGUUUACAGGUACAUUGCAGUACAUGGCUCCAGAAAUCAUUGAUAAGGGCCCUCGGGGUUACGGGGCCCCAGCUGACAUCUGGUCUCUGGGAUGCACUAUCAUAGAAAUGGCCACUGGAAAACCUCCAUUCCACGAGCUCGGAGAGCCACAGGCAGCCAUGUUUAAGGUUGGAAUGUUUAAAAUCCACCCAGAGAUUCCUGAAUCUUUAUCCUUAGAAGCCAAGUCCUUCAUCCUGCGCUGCUUUGAGCCCGAUCCGAAUAAGAGAGCCAUCGCUGCUGACCUGCUCAGAGAUAUUUUUCUACGGCAAAACACAAAGGGGAAAAAAAACAAGAUUGCCUUCAAACCAACAGACUACAUCCAUAACGUUUCCAUUCCAGUGCAGCAGCAGGGUGAAACUGCUGGCAGCAGCAGCAGUGAACAUGGCUCAGUGAGUCCAGACUGUGACUCCAAACAUGACAUUUUCUUUCAGAGGAAGAAACCCUCUGGUUCCGAGAACCUCAAAACAUCCAACUCCAACUACCUAAGCGUCCCAGAUGAGGGUUCAGUUUCAGAGGACCGCAGUGUUCCCCCCUCACCUGAGGACAGGGACAGCGGUCUAUUUCUCCUAAAGAAGGACAGCGAGAGACGAGCGAUUCUCUACAAGGUCCUUAAUGACGACCAGGAGAAGGUCAUCUCCAACCUGAAGGAAAACCACAUCCAGGGAAGCGAGGAGCUUCUGCUCUCUGUAGACCACAUCAAGCAGAUCAUCUGCAUCCUUCGGGAUUUUAUUCACUCUCCGGAAAGACGGGUCAUGGCGGCCACCAUCUCCAAACUCAAACUAGAUCUGGACUUUGACUCUAACUCGAUCAACCAGAUCCAGCUGGUGCUUUUUGGCUUUCAGGACUCGGUGAACAAGGUCCUGCGGAAUCAUCACAUCAAACCUCACUGGAUGUUUGCCAUGGAUAACAUCAUCCGCAGAGCUGUGCAGGCUGCAAUCACCAUCCUCAUUCCAGAGCUGCAGACCCACUUUGGGCCAGCCUCAGAGUGUGAGGGGGCAGAGAAAGAUGAUGAGGUGGAUGAAGAAGAAGCAGAAUAUGGCCCUGUUUUAGCUCCGACCUCAGAUGACCCUGGAUCCACACCUGACCCCGCCCUAAGUUGCACCAGUACUGUGAAUUCCAGCCACGCUCAGGAGGCUCAGCGCUUGCACGCCCCAUUAGGAGUCCAGCUUGGACGACUCAAGCAGGAGACCAGCAGGUUACUGGAGGAACUGUUACAGAAGGAAAAGGAGUAUCAACAUGUCCUGAAAGCCACGCUGCAGCAGAGGACUCACGACUUGGAGCUGAUCCGAGUUAGACACAGACCACCAGACAUUUCACCUCCCUCAAUCCUCCACGUCUCAGCAGACCAUGAGCCAGACAAGCUGCUCACUGAUUGGCUGAAAGAGCAGGGGGCUGAUCCAGACACCAUCGAAAAGUUUGUGAUGGAAGAGUACACACUGACUGACAUUCUGAGUGACGUCAGCAAAGAUGACCUCCGCUCUCUUCGUUUACGAGGCGGAGUCCUUUGCCGGAUCUGGCGAGCCAUUCAGCGACACAGAGAGCGAGAGAGGCUGACUGCUGACAAACACUCCAAAGGGGACGUAUAACUGCAAGUCUAGCUCUAAUUUCGGAGGAAAUACGCGCACAUUGACACAUUACCAGCCCUACAGGGCCGACUUUUUCUUUCUCCUGCCUGUCUCCUUUGUGCCUUUUCACACUGACAGACUGAAUCCAUGCAGAGUCCUUACUGAUCAGACCAAAGCACUUUAGUGCGGGCACUACUGUAUGUAUUUUCAUGUAUAUUGAAAUGUGUAUUAGGAAAUUUUACAAUUAUGGAAGCUGAGGUCUUUUUUUUUUUUUUUUUAGUAUUUCUAUCAUAUCUGAAAAGCUACUGUUUGUUGAAAGUGAGAACAUUAACAGGUCUGUGGUUUGACCCUUUCAGAGAGCUCUGGUGCCUUAAAUCGCUCAUGCAGGUUUUGUAGAUUAAAUUCAUAUAGGUUAGGGACAUUCUGCCUGUUUAAGCUAAAUUGAAUCUGGUUUAGGUCUGAGCAGCUCCAAUUAAAUGCUUUUUCUGCACAAAUAACAACCAAAGGUUUUAAUAUAAAAGGCGAUGUGAACUUUAAAGAAUACAUUUGUUUUAAAUCCAGCCCUCUAGUUUUUUGUGGUGCAGUAAGCAUAAGUUAGAUUCUUUAUUUAUUUUUGACCCAACCCUUAGAUAUAAUCUAAAUCUAUAAUCUGUCAUUAGGUUUUAUAUUAAACAUCUGCAGGGAAACAGUUGCUGGACACCUUGUUUGGGCAUAUCAACAGUUUUGCUGGAUGGGGUUAUUAAUGAGAAUGUCUGGCAUAAAAAGACACGAAAGACUGUCUUGACAUUUUUUGCUGUUUUUUUGAGAGUUUAAUUUAAAGUCGUAGGGAAGUCAUAUUUGAAUGUCAAAUCAUUCUGGCUUAAACAUGCAUAUAAAUGUACACUUUAUCAGAAAAUAUUUUAAUCCUUUCUGUGUUUUUUUCCUUUUCCUUAUCUUAUGCAGGACAGUUAGUUAUACGACAGCUUGUACACCUAAUUGUAAUUGUAAUGUGGUGUAAACUCUCCUUACCUGUUUCCAAUUAUCGAAAAAAUUAAAAAAUAAAACAGCCGUAUUAUCGGGAAGAGAAGUAUGCACCUUCACAUGCAUUAACCCAGUGGUUAUGAAACUUUUGUUGCUGGGGCUCCCUUUCUUUUAUAAGUAAGGUCCCCUAACACCUGCAUGGAGCAACAUCUCAAAAACUAAGUGCAGUAAAUUAUAUAUUGCAAUAAGUAAACUAGAAUCUCUUUAAAUCAUAAAAGUACCUCCUUUUAAAAUGUAAUUAUUCUAAGUUUAACAGUUUAUUUCACUGAAUACAUAAUUGCUGUCAAUUGAAAAAAAAGUGAACUACAUUUUUUUAUUGGCUUCCAUCCUUUGUUUCAAUUCACUGGAACGAGUUAACCAGAUGAUAAAAGGUACAAUCUCAUCAUAUGUCUACGAUACGUUUGGCUUUAAUAAGCAAGAAAUACUGAUCAGUAAUGGGUUGAAGUUUUAUUUAUUGUGUAAUCAGGUAUGAUGUACUUUACCAUGUCAGCUUGUAUUAGUUAUUUUAUACAGUCUACAGAUGCACCAAUCAGGUUUUUCUGAUACUGAUACCUGGGCUGAGCGUAUUGGCCGACAUCCGACACCGAUCCCAUUGAACUGUUGAAUUAACCAUACUUUAUAUCUCUCCAUGUGAGUGAAGUCUUUAGCCUUGACAUACUGUAAACAUUGUUAGGAAAAGGACAUCAAGAUAAAAAUACACUAGCAAGGGGGAAAACACUUUCUGUGUCAGAACUUAUCUGGCAAAUUUAUUUCCAUCUUGUCUUAUGAGGGUUUACAUUUCUUUUUCAAAAAGUUAAAUAAGAUACCUAGCGACUUGUUUGCGAACUUGUUUGCAAAAUUUGGAAGGUUGCUUGUAUUUUUUUGUUUCCAUUAAGAUGUUGUUAUGCAAUACUUCAAAAUGCACAUAAAUUUUGUUAAUAGAUAUUUGUCUGAUAUAUAGCUUUAAAAGAAUUGAACUCUCAAGGUCAGACAUUUAUUUAAUUUGUUUUGUACCGCUCCCCCUUGUGAGUACAGUAUCGUUGAACUGUACUGAUCAAAAAACAGAACUAAAAAAACUUUUAGAGAUGCGGGCUCAAGCUAGUUUGAGAGGCUCAUUAUCUUCAGUCACAUGAACCCUGUACCAAUAAAGUCUGAAACGCCGCUCAGCACAGAAGAAGCCGCUAAAAGCAUAAUAAAAUACAAUAAAAUUCUCCAGUCAUCUGGAACACGUCAGAUACAUUGAUAUAUGUUGGAGAUAAGUCCUGGAUAAGUUACACAUAAGUUAUGCACAAGUUACUCAUAGGUUUUGAAAAAGAUAGACACCACGACUUAUGAGUAACUUAAACUUAACUUAUGUCAAUGAUCAGAUAGCUUACCUGAGCCUACGCUGGCAUCUGGAAAUGUUGGGCAUGCUCAAAAUUCCUCUACGUACUUGACGUAUGUUGACGUGUGCCACCAGCAUGCUCUUAUUUUUUUUUGCAAAGCGUACCCAUAACUUAUCCAACGUAUGCCAGCGUUUUUGCCAGAUUUUCGUACGUCAGGCGUACGCUGGCUAAACCAUCAAGGUGUGACAGGUACUUGCACGAGCGAUGCAAACAGCAACUUUUUUAUCAGUGCAUGAACGAGAAGAAAUGGGCUGGUGUACACAGUAUGCUCUCACACGCUUUAAUAGGCGUUCCCUCUCGGGAGCAGGUACUGGGUUGUUUGUGUGCAUUUUUUUUUCUAAAUUGGAGAGGACGGGUCUUUUCAAAAAGUUGCAAAAAUCCUCCACUAUACCAUUAAGUUGAGGUGUUUGGCCAUAACAGACUUGAGUAUUCUUCAAACUUGCCAGUUUGGUCUGAACUGAGAAGUUCAGCCCUGGUAGCAUCAUGUUAUGUAGCUGUCCCUCUAUGAAGGACACCAGUCUGUUCUGUGGCUUUUGCUACUGGAGGAUCUGCUGCACUUUACAGAACAGAUGGCUACAUGGAAAGGCAAGGACAUUAUGGGGAAAUAUUGCAGCAGUAUCUCAAGACAUUAGAUAUGAUGUUAUGUUUGAAUAUAAAUGCGUCUUCAGAAUAGACAAUGAACCUAAGCAGGUCACACAUUUAGUCUCAAAGUGUCUCCUGCUGUUCAGCUGGUAGGAUUAAACAUUCCCCCGUUAAGCAUUCAUGCUGUACGUGAAACCAAGCGAUGAUCUGUACACAUUUUCACCUUGAAACAAUGCUUAAAUAACAAACAAGUCUUUUUUUUAUAGCUGACCUUGAGUGCAUUCACAUUGUAUUUACCAGGAAGCUGCUGAAUGUCAAAACAUUUAUUUCCCACAACAGGGAAACAAAUAAUUAAAAAAAAAAACAUGCUGACAUGUUCAGACACUUUCAGAAGAGCAUUCUGUUGAUCAUUUUGCAGCAGCUCAUGCAUCGUUGGGAGGAUAUAACAAACGGCCGACUUGUGUCGUAACUGUUCAGUGGAAAGAUUUGUCCUCACAGAAGGAUUAAAUUCCAUCUUCCUCUGGGCAUGUCAUUAAUUCCUGGAAGGAAAACAGCCCAAAGUUUCAUGCAUGAAUGUGUGCACAUUAAAAAGUGCGACUUAAUGAAUGCUGUUUCUAGUGUAGUAGUCAGUGGUUACAAAACUACUAUAGAAAUAUAGUCCAUGUGUCAUAUAUUUAUAACUCUUGUCUUCAGCUGUCAAUGCUUAAUGUGCUGCAAUAAAAAGCAUCCACAGUCGUGUCCUCAUUUAAUCCUCGGGUGAAACCACAGACCCAAACAAAAUUUAAAUUUAUCAAAAUGACUUAUAUUUAAUAAAUCUUCAGAUUUGUUUGGAAUAAAAUGAAGUUUUCUCAAUGCACAAAUUAUAAGCAAACAGAAGUGUUUUAGUUGGGAUAAAAAGACUGAAGAGAUCUUGAGCCUUGUGUUGUUCACAGGCCCCCAUCUUACUCUCAUGACACACCUUGACAGAUAUUAACUACUUAUUAUCAUCUUUUUGUUUGUACGUGUGUAAUUUAUUGGCUAAAGCAGUCUUUUCUCCUGUUUUUUCUUUUUUGGUUUUGUUAUUUUUGUUGUUAUAAAUCAUUGUUUGUCUGCUUUGCAACUGCAAUAAACUUAUGAAUGUUCU